UUGUAUUUAAUAAUAAACCAAUCACUUUAAAAAAUAAUUUAAUAAGGGAUUCAUGAUUUACACUUAAAACUGUAAGAAUCAUAGCUUUUCGUUACCUCACCCUGACCUCACAGGGGCUCUUCAGGCACACGCACCCGCCCACGCACGCUCGCUAUCUGGACUCCCAGCGUGACGUAUACCCUGGCGCCCGGUUAGCUAGCUGCUAAGCUAGUUAGCUAGUUGUUGUUACUAGAUAGUUGAAAGCGUACACAGCACUGGGUUACCGUUUGCUGUCGGCUUUGGCAAUGGACGACGACAGCUACCCCAAAACCCUGUAUGUGGGAAAUCUCUCCAAGGAUGUAACAGAAAUUUUGAUUCUGCAGCUUUUUACCCAGAUCGGGCCUUGCAAAAGCUGUAAAAUGAUCACAGAGCAUACAAGCAAUGACCCCUAUUGCUUUGUGGAGUUCUAUGAACACAGAGAUGCUGCUGCAGCCCUUGCAGCCAUGAACGGGAGGAAGAUAUUAGGAAAGGAGGUCAAAGUAAACUGGGCCACUACUCCAAGUAGCCAAAAGAAAGACACAUCCAAUCACUUCCAUGUUUUUGUGGGUGAUUUGAGCCCUGAGAUCACCACCGAUGAUGUCAAGGCUGCCUUUAUACCUUUUGGGAAAAUCUCGGAUGCCCGUGUUGUGAAGGACAUGACGACAGGCAAAUCAAAGGGGUAUGGAUUUGUGUCCUUCUACAACAAACUGGAUGCAGAGAAUGCCAUCCAUAACAUGGGGGGGCAGUGGCUCGGAGGACGCCAAAUCAGGACCAACUGGGCAACGCGUAAACCACCAGCUCCGAAGAGCAUCCAGGACAAUGGGUCCAAGCAGCUGAGGUUCGAUGACGUAGUGACUCAAUCCAGUCCACAGAACUGCACCGUGUACUGUGGAGGGAUCCAGUUGGGACUAUCAGAACACCUGAUGCGUCAGACCUUCUCCCUGUUUGGUCAAAUAAUGGAGAUCAGAGUGUUCCCAGAGAAGGGAUACUCCUUCAUCAGGUUUUCCUCCCAUGACAGUGCGGCCCAUGCCAUUGUUUCAGUGAACGGCACAGCCAUUGAAGGACACAUAGUGAAGUGCUUCUGGGGAAAGGAAUCUCCUGAUAUGGCAAAAACUCCACAGCAGGUUGAGUAUGGUCAGUGGGGGCAGUGGAACCAAGUCUAUGCAAAUCCACAGCAGCAACCACAGCAACCGCAGCAGCAGCAGCAACAACAACAACAACAACAACAACAACAACAGCAGCAGCAGCAGCAGCAGCAGCAGCAACAGCAGCAGCAGUAUGGGCAGUACGUGACCAAUGGGUGGCAAGUUCCCUCCUACAGUAUGUACGGCCAGACGUGGAACCAGCAAGGAUUUGGAGUGGAGCAGUCCCAGUCCCCCGCCUGGGUAGAAGGCUUUGGAUCUCAGUCAGCCCAGGCCGCGGCCGCCCCCGGACAAGUCAUGUCCAACCUGGCCAACUUCAGCAUGGCUGGCUACCAAACGCAGUGAGCUGGCCCCAACAUAAGUACCAAGAGGAUGUUGUCGACCCUUUUUAAAACCACACAGCACUCUUUCUAUCUGAACACCUGCUGUAGGAGGAGAAGGGCGGGGGCCAUAUUCACAAAGCCUUUGUAGACACUAGUUGCUCCCUAACAACCAGUUUAAGAAUUCGGUUUAUAUUUUCGGUUUCCAUUUCAGAAUUUAAAACGUUUAUUUGUUGAUUAUUAGAAAUUGAAAGUGCACUAGGGUUUCUGAAUUUAAUCUAAAUACACCAACUGCAUUUGUGAAAAUGAAGUGUUUGGCCCCAUGAACCUAGUGUAACCCUUCCAUAACUAAACAUUAAUGACAUGCAUACAUGGAAACACAACGUGUUAUUUUAGUGGAGUUAAAAGCACACUUACUAAAAGCCAUCAUAUCACCGCAACAUGACGAGGAUAACAACCCCUAGGAACCUCAAACUUGAUUACAUUAAAAUUGAAUUAUCAAACUUCAGCAAUAUCAGAUUUCUGUUUGCCAAUAUGCUUUUUUAAUAUUUCGUCAAUAUGUUUACUCUUAUCGUCAUACUCGGGGCAUUUGUCUGUCAUUCUAUACAAAGGUAUACAAAAUUCCAUUGCAGUUUAUUUUUGUGAUCAGUGUGUAAGAUGUUUUUGGUACAGAUUGGGCGGGUCACCAUGACUACAAACUGACCUUAUCCACAGGAAUGAACCAACCUGCUCUGGCUAGAAAUGCUUUGUGAAUAGGGGCCCUGGAACGCAGUCUACUUUUCUGUUAUGUGUAAUGAAACUUGUUUUAACAACUGGCUUUCAAGGAGAUUGAAGCGGGACAUGGUAUCUCUUGGGUGCAUUUUGUGUACAAAAACAAAUGUUACAUACACAUCUCUAAAAGCAAAAAAAAGUAUGUUUUUUCAUGUUUUAUAUCCGAGUGAUCAGCAUGUUCUUUACAGACCUUGGAUGGGUUUUAGCCUAGGUUGGACUCAUUUAUAACCCCGUGUCUCAAAGUAAAGGCUACAGCACGUGCUCACUAUAUAAAGAAGAUAUUGUAAAAUCAGCUCAACCCCCAACCGUUGUAAAGCGAACUGUGUGCUGAUUCUGGGGGCUGGUUUCCUGGAAAGAUAUUGAAUCUUGAGUCUUUUCUUCCUUCCUAUCGAUGACCUCAGUUAAUUUAUAGUCAUUUAUUUCUAAUAGCUGGGAGGACCAGCCCCUAAUGACAAAAAUCAUGUUUGUCAUCAAAAUAUUGUUCUUUAGUCGAUGUGAAGAUAAAUUAUCCAAUGUUUUCAACUUACUGUGAAAUGGGAUGUUUUAUUUCAUUUAAGUGGAAAGUUUCGUUGAUUUGUCAGAGCAACGGAUACCUUUCUGUCCUAUUUCAAGUAUUUAAAAAAAAUCUAUUACGACAUGAGGAUUUCACAAAGAUGUCCUGCCCUUUGGCUUUUGUUUGCGUAUGUGCCAUUCUGUACAGUAUCACACUCGCUGUGAGCUCACUCUCCCUUUUUUUUUUAUUAGACCUUGGGGAUUUUUUGUGUAACUAAACAGGGGUCAUGUUGGCUGAGGGUGUAAAUAUAAACCUUGAUCUCGAACCUUCAUUAACUUACGAAACAAUGUACAUACUGUAGGUAGAAAUGCCAUCAUAAAGUUACAGCAAUAUGAUUUGUGAAUAAGCCUUAAUUGCUGUGUCAGUAAAUUCAUACUGUAUCAUCUGCAGAGGCUCCAUUACAAAGCAAAAAUCAUUCUCAUUUGUUGAUUCCCCCAUUUUUAAGUUUGUGUGCCAUUUUGUAGCAGGAAGCAGGUGAUGUUUCAGCUUAGACUGCACGCUUAUGACAUGUAAUUCAUUUGUUGCUUCAAAUAUUGAAUGUAAUAGCAAUUUGGUUUUAUGACAAUAAUACAUAUACGUUGAACAAUAUAGGUGAUGUUUAAUAAUAAAGGAUGAAAUCAAUUUUCCAUUUUAAACGGGAAAACUCAGUAAGUGACUUUAAAUAAAAGAAACAUUUGAA
This is a messenger RNA of Eleginops maclovinus (Patagonian blennie), 3483 nucleotides long. RefSeq names its product TIA1 cytotoxic granule-associated RNA binding protein-like 1 (gene tial1). The record is from RefSeq and is a predicted model, not a curated record. Gene Ontology annotation, molecular function: RNA binding; DNA binding. The coding region runs from base 285 to 1505 and encodes 406 amino acids. The transcript has 12 exons. Lineage: Eukaryota; Metazoa; Chordata; Actinopteri; Perciformes; Eleginopidae. Gene Ontology annotation, cellular component: ribonucleoprotein complex.